Messenger RNA from Clupea harengus (Atlantic herring), 13487 nucleotides. RefSeq names its product striated muscle enriched protein kinase a (gene spega). Gene Ontology annotation, biological process: protein phosphorylation. Lineage: Eukaryota; Metazoa; Chordata; Actinopteri; Clupeiformes; Clupeidae. Gene Ontology annotation, molecular function: ATP binding; protein kinase activity; protein binding. The record is from RefSeq and is a predicted model, not a curated record.
GUGUGGGGCCGCCCAAAAAAUGUGACCUAUUCUGGGCACAGCUGUCACUUUGAAGCUGGUAGGAAUCUUUUGUCACCUCCACAGGGAGUCAGCACGUGAAAGAGAGAGAGAGAGAGAGGUAGAGAAAUAGAGAGAGAGAGGGAGAGAGAGAGAGAGAGGGAGAGAGAGAAAGAGUAGGACAGAGACGGGCAGAGCCCCUAAAAUCCAUUUUGAAAAGAGUGAAGUUGAGUUGACUGUGGAGCUUUUGGAAGCUGACUGACAGAGAGCUUAGCAUUGGAAAGGAGGCUGGAAAAAAGAGAACAGUCUGUAUGGAGCCAGACCCCGUCUGAAAGAGCAGGGGUCAGAACCGAGAGAGAGAAAGAGAGAGAGAGAGAGAGAGAGAGAGAGAGAGAGAGAGAGAGAGAGGGGGAUAGAGAGAGAUAAGUGGAAGUCUGGGAGUGACUCUAUGUCUCAGUGACAUUGGUGUUCCAGCAGCUGGUAAACAGAGACCCGGAGCCUUCUGUCUUGCUGAGCUCUCCUCCUCUUGGAGUGGCGAGACCGGGACCUGCUAAUGCUUCAUGAUCCGAAGGUCUUAGAACCUGAGGCAAGCUGAUCAGGGAAAGCCCCUGCACAUUGCAGUGCAGUAAUAAGCCAAAGAUAGUUGUGGCGGUGUACAGCUGGGACCAUGGAAAGGGGAUCUUGGGUGGUUUAUGAGAGGCAGUCGGAGACGUUGGAGAUGGACACGCAGUGGGCCUUCAUGCCAACACACAAUAACUAAUCAAACCCUGGAGGUCUCUCAUUGAUGCCAAGUGGGCACACCACAGCUUGCGGAAAGUUGGCACUUUUGAUUUUGCCAUGCGAAGGGCACAGUUUCCCUCGAGAACCGUACCAGAGAGAGUUGUGAUGCCCUCUGCAAGGGGACCUGAAAGUGUGGACCUUUUGGGCCAGGAUCGGCCUGCUUCGGCGCCGCCCGUCUUCCUACGCAAGCUCAAGCGCGGUGCCGUGGCGACUGGGUGUGACGUGCGUCUCCGGGUGUCGGUCGGGGGCUACCCCGAGCCCGCACUCCACUGGUACCAUGGCGACAUGCCGGUCGCUAGCAACGAGCGGGACCCAGGUGGACUGUGGAUCAGAGACUGCCAGCCCUCCGACGGAGGCCUCUACACCUGCGUCGCAGUGAAUGCUCGGGGGGAGGCCAGGAGCAGUGCUGUGCUGGCCGUGCUGGACCUGGGAGAGGACUCAGAGAAUACCGAGGAUGAGACGGCGGAGGCGCAGGUCCCCAUGGAGACCAGAGAGCGAGGCAAAGGAGCGCAGGGCCAGACAGGUAUGAAGAUGGCUGACCGCACAUUGGAUCCUUAUGGUCACGACCCCAGAGGUGUCCAGGACCCCGUGGUGGGGAGGGAGGUGUUCCCCCUCGGCUCCAGACCCCCCGGCCUGGCAGACCCAUCUCAGCCUGGCAGGAACCAAGUGGACACCCUUUUAAAGGUCAACACCCCCAGUGUUCAGUCCCCACUGGGUCAAACACAACAGUGUUCCUCCGUGACAUCCCCCCUGCCUGGUUCUGAUGAACCUGGACCCGACGCAUCGUUGCCCAGCGACAGUGGCCAACAGCAGAACUUGGGUGGCCCCAUGACCCACCAGGAGAUCAUUGAUGUUAAGGCGAAAGCGAAAAGCUCCAAGUCCUACGCGUCCUCCCAGAGCAGUGACUCUCAGGAUUCACGCAGAGACUCUAUGACCUGCCAGACCCCGACACUCUCUCGAAGCGGCUCCAGGAUCAUCGACAAGGUACGAGCCUUCGAGGAGCGCAGGCACAGCGUAAACGUCCCGAAGGGGUCGGCAUCAGGUCGCUCCUGGAUGAAGUUCGGGCGAGCGGCAUCCAUCGACUCAGACGACCGGAGCAAACAGACAGGAGCCACAAAAGACAAAGCGACAUCAGACGUGGCUCUGAAGAGGUCAUUCUUCAAGCAGAAGGCAUCUUCGCUGGAGGAGAGUAGCAGCAGCAGCAGCAGCAGAAGCUAUGCUCAGAAGGUCCAGAAUUUUCAGAGUAAAUUCACAGAGGAGCUCCACCGAAUCAAACAUCUUGUCGGGAGGCCCAGCCUGAAAAAGGCUAUGUCCACAGAACAGCUCUGCGAGACAGACAAGCAGUUCCUGGGCAAACUUGAGCCUAUCCCACCCGAGGUCGUUCAGAAACUUCAGGAUCGGGAGAAAAGGCUUGAAACGAAGGCUGCAGAGCCUGAUAAAGUAGAGCUGCCACCACAGAACUCAGUCAGAAUACAAAGUGAUCUUCAAAGAGGAACAGAGGAGAAACAGCCUCUGAAGGAGCAAGAUCCAUCACGCUCUGUAAGAUCUAAGACACAGACUGGAAAAGACACACUGAUCAGAAAAACAGAGACAGAUAGAGGAGGCGAAGCCAAGCCUCGGAUAUUCCCAGCGAUCAACUUACCAGGCCAGAGUUCGCCCAGACUGCCACGCAAGAGUUCAUCCAGAGAAUCCCCAACCCCGUCAAUUCCCCAGCCCCUCAAAGAAAUGGCACCAAAGCAGGAGACUGAACAGCCAGUUGCCAAGAAAGAACGGAAAUCUACGAGCCCUCAUAUACAGAAGGCGUCCACACCAACAAAAGAGGUGCCGGUCCAGCCACCUCUGAAGCCCUCACGGCUGGCCAGCUCAGUGCCUGCACCUGUCUCAACAUCUCAGAGGGCCAAGGAGGAGACUGCACCUGUCUCAACAUCUCAGAGGGCCAAGGAGGAGACUGCACCUGUCCCAACAUCUCAGAGGGCCAAGGAGGAGACUGCACCUGUCUCAACAUCUCAGAGAGCCAAGGGGGAGAAACUACAAAGAGGGCCCUCCCUGGGGUUGAAACUGACCAUCCCCACCAUUGUUGUUCAGGAUGAAACCAUGGAAGAGGAGGAUGAGGAAGAAGAAGAUAGGAUAGACCAAAGGAGAACAAGAAGAGAAGGAAGGAAGGGGAGAAACCAGAGAAGUCGGGGGAAGACACAUCACAGUCGUCCAACAUCACCAGAACAAGCGGACUCCUCCGAUGACUCCUACAUGUCAGCCGAGGAGACCCCAGCGGAGGCUCCCCACUUCCAGACUCCUCUGAGGGACGCGGAGGCCUGCACUGGGGCCGAGGUGCAGCUCAAGUGCGUCAUCGCUGGAAGCCCCCUCCCACAAGUGAGAUGGAGGAAGGGGGAGACUGAGAUGACACACAGCUCCACACACACUCUGAGGGCUGAGGGGGAGCGCCACUCUCUCACCAUCAGACAGAUGAAGCCGAGCGACGCGGGGACAUAUCACGUGACCGCCAUCAACACCAUGGGACAGGCCUCCGCCUCAGCCACCCUCUACAUCAGGGCAGAGCCAGUCCAGGUGCAUCGUGGGAAACUGAGUCUUCCUCUGGACCCCCCAGGCAGUCCUGCCCUCUCUGAUGAGGAGUACCUGAGCCCCUUAGAAGAGGGCAUGGAGCUGGAUGAUACUUCCUGGUACCAGAGGACAGAGGCGUCCGCGUUCAAAGAGCCCCCUUCCUUCCAGGUGACCCUGGGUGACCAGGCUGUCGCAGAGGGACAGGAGGUCACCAUGUCAGUUCAUGUUUGUGGGCAGCCCAAACCCAUGGUGUACUGGUUGAGAGACAGAGUGACAAUUAAAACUGACAGCCGCCAUGUUGUUGAAGAACUGCCAAAUGGGAAAUAUGAGAUGAAAAUCAAAUCAGCACUUCAGUCAGACACUGGAGUUUACACCUGCAAGGUCAUCAAUGAAUACGGCACUAAACAGACUGAGGGCAGAUUGGAUGUUUCUGCUCUUCUAAGUCAGCCCGUGCUGGCCAUUACCAUACCUGUGCAGGACGUGUCAGUGAAGGCAGGCGAGACGGUCCUGUUUGAGUGUCACAUGACUGGCCCACAGGAAGUGGACGUGGACUGGCUGGCCAAUGGGAAGCUGAUUCAGCCAGCCCUGCUGGACUGUAAGAUGCAGUUUGAUGGGAGGAGGUGUCGACUCCUGCUGCGUUCAGUACACGAGGAUGACAGUGGGACCUACAACUGCAAACUCAGCUCAGCUAAAGAGGAGAUGGUGAGCAGUGCCUGUCUGAGAGUCAGUCCCUCCAGGGAGCCCCUGUUCACACGCAAGCUGGACGUCCUGGAGGUCAUCGAGGGGCGCACCGCCCGCUUCGACUGCAAGGUCAGCGGGUCACCGCCUCCUGAGGUGACAUGGAGCCACUUGGAACACCCUCUGCAGGAGAGUGACAACAUUCGUAUCCUGAAGGAAGGGGGGCGCCAUUCUCUAAUCAUCACACAGGUGACCCAGGAGGACGAGGGCUUCUACUCAGUGACAGCCCAUAAUAUCCAUGGCGACACGGAGAGCACAGCAGAGCUCUACGUGCAGGAACCUCGGCCAGCCAUCUCAUCACACAUGGCGAGGCUGGAGAAGAUGCCGUCCAUCCCUGAGGAGCCGGAGGUCCUGGAGUCCGAGGUGGAGAGGAGGACCAUGCCUGACUUCGUCACGCCCCUACGGGACGUGGAGGUGGUUGAGGGCAAGGAGGCAGUGCUGAAGUGUAAGGUGUCUGGCCUCCCCUACCCCACCAUCUCCUGGUACCACAACGGCAAGAAGAUCGACAGCACAGAUGACAGGAAGAUGACUCAGUACAGGGAUGUCCACAGUCUGGUCAUUCGCUCCGUGUGUCACGGUCACAGUGGUGUUUAUAAAAGUGUCAUAUCCAACAAGGUGGGGAAGGCUGCCUGCUAUGCCCAUCUCUAUGUGGCAGAUAUCCUUCCAGAUCCCCCAGAUGGGCCUCCAGUGAUAGAGGCCAUCACCGGAAGGACCAUCUCCCUGAGCUGGAGCAGGCCAAAGAACCUGGAUCCAUCUAUCGAUCCUAAUUCUCUGUUGUAUGCGGUUCAACAACAAGCCCUGGGCUCGAUCCAGUGGACCAUCAUAGCAUCUAACCUGAGAGAGACAUCCUACGCAGUUUCCUCCCUCUCCAAAGGAGCACGCUAUGCAUUCAGAGUUUUGGCAGGCACCGGCAAAGCUUUCAGCAAGCCAUCUCCACCAACAGACCUCGUUCAGCUCAUCGACAGAGGCCAAUAUUUGCGUAAAGGCCCAGGAAUUUUGGAUAAGCCAGAUACUGUGUAUGCAGUGGAGAACCAGCCUGCCAGUAUCACCAUCACUCUCAACCAUGUUCAAGCAACAGUCACCUGGAAAAGGAGGGGGGUGAUAUUGCUUCACAAGCCGGGUGUGUGUGAGACGAUCAUGCCAGAUGACGACCAGCACACACUGAAGCUGAUGAGGGUGCGCUGUGGGGACGUGGGUCAGUACACCUGCAUCGUGAGCAACGCGUACGGCAGCGACAUCUGCCACACACAGUUGAUCCUUGCAGUACCCCCGGCCUUUGACUGCAUCAUGGAGGACCUGGAUGUGUGUGUGGGGGAGACAACAAGGUUUGCAGUGGUUGUUGAUGGGAAGCCAGACCCUGACAUCCUCUGGUACAAAGACAACACUCUCCUGUCGGAGAGCAGCCACUUCACCUUCGUGUACGACGACAGGGAGUGCUCGCUGGUGGUGCUCAACCCUCGAGAAGAAGACUCAGGGGUCUACACCUGCACGGCCAAGAACCUAGCCGGGGCGGUGAGCUGCAAGGCUGAACUCACUGUGCACACAGCCAAGAAAGUAGUUGAGGAACCAAUGGAGGAUGAAGAGACCAUCCUGAGGAGAAUGCGGAGGCUGACAGAUUAUUAUGACAUCCACAAAGAGAUUGGGAGGGGGGCAUUUUCCUAUGUGAAGCGAGUAACACUGAAAGCCGCGAAAAGGGAUUACGCGGCUAAAUUCAUCACAGCUCGAGCGAAGAGGAAAGCCUCUGCCCUUCGGGAAAUGUCUCUGCUCUCUGAGCUGGACCACGACAGGAUCCUGUACUUCCAUGACGCCUUUGAAAAGAAAAAUGUGAUUGUAAUCAUCACUGAACUAUGCCAUGAUGAGUUGCUUGAGAGAUUGACAAAGAAGACCACCAUUAUGGAAUCAGAGGUCCGUUCCACAAUCAGGCAAAUAUUGGAAGGUAUUGAUUAUCUUCACCAUAAUGACAUCAUUCAUCUUGACAUCAAGCCAGAGAACAUUCUCAUGGCUGAUCGUAACAGUGACCAGAUUCGAAUCUGUGAUUUUGGCAACGCUCUGAAGUUCACUCCCAACGAGUCACAGUACUGCAAGUAUGGCACUCCAGAAUUUGUUGCUCCAGAGAUUGUGAGCCAAACGCCCAUCUCCAAGGCAACAGAUAUCUGGCCUAUUGGAGUUUUAACCUAUUUAUGCCUCACAGGAGUCUCUCCAUUUGCUGCGGAGAACGACCGUGAAACAUUGCUCAACAUCAGGACCUACAACGUGGCUUUUGAAGAGAGCAUGUUUGCUGAAUUGUGCAAAGAAGCCAAAGGAUUUGUCAUCAAGCUGCUGGUUUUAGACAGACUGAGGCCAGACACAACUGAAUGUCUCCGGCAUCCCUGGUUUAAGACCUUGACUAAGGGGAAGAGCAUCAGCACAGCAAUACAUAAACAGGUCCUGGCAAGACGAAAGUGGCAGAGAUCACUCAUCAGCUACAAAUCCAAAAUGGUGAUGAGAGCCAUCCCUGAGCUACUGGAUGACUCCUUGAAGCACACAUCCAUUGCUAUGUCCAAACAUCUCAAAGACAGUUCACGACCGGCGUCAUCCUCCUCAGACUCGAAUGAGGACAUUGAUGAGCUUCCCUUCAUCCCCAUGCCCCUAAAUAUGGUGUUCUCAGGCUCCAGGAUGUCCCUCACUGAGAUCACAGGGGAUGAUGAUGCUUCGGGUGCCUUACCUGCCAAAGGAAACCAUCACAGAGAGGAACCAAUGGAGUGUGAGCCAUCAGCGACUAGAAAAGAUGAGCAAUCUGAAGAAGUGGGUGAGGAAGGGGAGAAGCCCAGGAAGACUCUUCAGACAGGCUCAAGUGUGGAGGCUGAGGACAUACUGGUGAAGUCCAGGAGGGCGACGAUGCGUAGAGGAAGCUCGGCAGACAGUGCCCUGCUUCUCCAAAUCUCACCAGAAGAGGGCGCUUCAGAGGAGGAGGCUGUAGAAGGCAGCAAGUGCCUAAAGAAGGCUGUGUCAAUGGAGCUUCCUAGGAGGAGUCCAAGUCCAGGCCCAGGCAAACUGAGCCAGGAGGACUAUGCUCUGAAGCUGGAGCUGAUGAGGCAAAGGCUUCUUAAGGGUGGAUCCGUGGACAAGAAAAUGAGUGGGUUGCGAGGCCCUCUGCUGGAGACAUUAGGGGUGGAUGACGAAAGACGGACCUCGUCCCUUGACCGCAACUUGCGCAGAGCAAGAAAGGCUGCUGGUGGACUGACAAGGGCAUCCUCGACGGAGAGUCCUGGGGAGGGCUCCCCAAAGACCAAGGUGUUUCGAAAGAGCGCCUCGUUCAGCCAAGGUGACCCUGAAUCCACUCCACUGCACAGACGCUCGGGGGCUCCACUGGAGAUCCCCAAUACCCAGACAGGCCGGAUGGGAGAGCAAAAGCUACAAGAAGCCAUAUCUAUGUCUGCUCUUACUGAGGAGACAAGACUUGAGUCAAGGCCUGAGUCUCCCAUAGAAAUCCAUUCUGUGCCACCCACUCCUGACCCAGAACAGCAGGAAUGGAAACAGGAAGAAAGUUGCAUUCUGGACAAGGAAGAGCUGGAUGAGGAACAGCAAGAUGAGACAACAAUUUCUGAGUUAUCUUCGCAAAGUCAUGAAGAGGAUAGUGUAUCCCUGUCUUCCCACUCAGCUGUGAAGGAUGCUGUCUCUGUGGUUUCUCCUGUGAUUCAAGUUGAAAGCAUCGAUAGAAGAGACAGUGUCGUGGAGGAGGCUUCCAGCUCAAGCAGAGGUGUGGUGAAGUCAGAGAUCGAUUCACCUGCAUCGACUCCUACUAAGAAGAAAACAUCUGCCUAUGCCAAUGUGAUGCAAACCAUCACUGGUCUACAACCUAACGGAAAACAGCAAAUAGCCACCCCUCCACACACCCACUCUCGCACUCGCUCCAACCCUGAAACUAUCCUCCAGACAGAACAUCCCGCUGUUUUUGCUAAAGUGGCUACGCCACUUGCACCCAUUCUCCGAACUGACAUCAAGGACAUUGACUCAGAGGAGGUUUUCGAGGCGAGGUUCAAGAAGCGUGAGUCCUCCCUGACUCGGGGCCUGAAGCGCUUGACUAGAACUAAAUCGGAAGAGAAAUCUCCAGUCAUGCCUCGCAAGAUGGGAGAGGAGAUCUAUAGACCUGGGGCGACUGGGGCUCCUCUGGAGAUGGUGUCCAGAGGACUCCAGGAGAAAUCAAAGUCUGUCCAGGACCUCAGGGAGGUAGACAAGGACUUCGGAUUGGUCGGCAGGUUCUCCAUGCGUGCAAAGAAGUCAGCUCUUGUCACCAAGAAGGAGGAGAAGUCAAAAGAUGAGUCAAAGGACGAGACUACCAAACGCAGGGUGUCUUGGGCUAUAGGUGGUCGCAGCAAGUCGUUGGACAAAAAGGGGACAGAGACCAUGAAGACAGACCAGGAAGUGGAAGCAAAGAGGGAAGUCUCAGAGAGGGAUCUGCAGAAAGUUCCGGAGUCACCUGUUUUGGCCAUGAGACGAAGGUUUGAGUCAAAGGUGGCAGACAUCUCAGAGAAAAUGCGCAGUCGAUCAGAGGAGAGGAAAGAAAUAAAAGGGCCAAAGGAUGUUGAAAAAUCUGAGACUCCUUCAGAAGAAGCAAAACUAGAUAAGAUCGGUGAGUCACCAGUCCUGGCCAUGCGCAAGAAGUUUGAAGCCAAGGUCGCUGGCAUCUCCAUGAGAAUGCGUAGCCAGUCUGAAGACAGGGAAGUAGAGAUUGAGCAGAAGCCAGAGGGCAAGAAAACGCCUAUUCUGUCCCGCCUGCGGCAUUCCCAGUCUGAGGGCACAAGUCUUAAGAAGUUGGACAUCCCAGAAAACCAGCUAGCGGAACAAACUGGCAAAUUAGGUGGAAGUGACUCAGUGGAAUCCACCAACAGCACGCAGUCUGCACAGAAAUCUUCUCUGACACCAGAAAGUGACCGCCGCUCUAGAUGGGAUCGAUGGGGGUUGUCUAGAGGCAAGAGAGGCAAGAGCCCCUCCCAGCUCAGCACUGCAUCAUCUGUCUCCAAGGAAGAGGAAGUUAAAAGCCAGGAGUACACCCGGUCUUCCUCAGACUUCCCUCCAGUUUUCCACAUUAAGUUGAAGGAUCACAUCCUUCUGGAAGGAGACCCAGUCACCCUAAGCUGUCUUCCUGCAGGGAACCCCUUGCCAAAGGUCAUCUGGAUGAAGGAUAAAAACACAUUGGAGAUUGACAGCAGGAUGAACCUGAUGUCCAGUCCGGAUGGAAGACAGCUCCUGAUGAUCUUGAACACUACAAAGAAGGAUGCUGGCCUGUACGAAUGUGUGGCCACCAACCCCCUGGCUUCAGUCACCAGCUCCUGCACCAUAUCUCUGGCUUGUGUACCUAAGCGACCUGGAACCCCAGAGGUUCCUCAGACCUACAACAACACUGCCCUGGUGCUGUGGAAACCGGCAGACACCAAAGCUCCGUGCACAUACUCACUGGAGAGGAGAACCGAGGGUGAAACUAACUGGCUGAUUGUGUCCACGGGUUUGGUGGAUUGUUACCACAAUGUGACAGAUCUGCCCAAUGGCAGCACCUUAAGGUUUAGAGUGGCUUGUGUCAACAAGGCUGGCCAGGGGCCUUACAGUAACAUCUCUGAGAGAGUGUGCCUGGGCACCACAGGGAGUGCAUUCACUGUGCCAGUGAAAGAAACGACCAUCUCUCCGUCUCCUGCUUCAGAUGUCCCCGUUCCACCAUCAGGUGCUGCCAUGGCAACUCGCUCCGUCGUCCAACGCAGUAAAUCAGUACCCACUGUGUCCCCCUCUUCACUACCACCGACUCUCUUAGCGCCUUUCCCAGCCGCUCAGAUCUCUGUCCAGCUCCCAUCACAAGCAGCCACAGCAAGCCCCACUUCAGCCCUCACCUCUCCUGCCUCCACCGCCACUAAAAGCCUGCAUGUCUGGCCUCCUCGCAGGGCUGAAGCCCAAUCACCGCCUAACAUCCCUCUCGGCCAGAGACAGGCAGCCCAAUUAGCCAGUAAUGUGACAGACUCAGCACUGGUCACGCCCACCCCCGCUUAUUCGCCACCAAUAGUCAAGCCCAUAGCACCUUUGAUCCCGCCCAAACCGCAGAGUCCUGUGAAUGUGGUGCCGCCAAUCACUCAAACCCCACCUGUGACCCAGCCUGUGCCCACCACCACAACCACAACUUCUUAUUUUGCCUCUGCCACCUCGUCUCCACCCGGCAGACCAAUCUCCCCUGUGCCCUCGAACGUGCCAGCCACCACCGCUCGCGUGGCACCCACUCAUCUCUCUCCUCCUGUAGUGUUGGUGAGCAGCAUGAGUCCCAUCGGGGAGGGGGCAGGUACUCCUUCCCCUGUUACCCCCACAGGACACGUGAACCCCUCUACAAAGGCUAAUGAGACCGGUCUGAAGCAGGGGGUGCCUCAGAAACCAUACACCUUCAUGGAUGAAAAGAUAAGAGGACGGUGUGGGGUGAUCCGCGAGUGCCGUGAGAAUACCACCGGUAAAAUGUUCAUGGCGAAGAUCGUGUCGUACGAGCAGGACACCAAGCAGCUGGUGGUGCAGGAGUACCAGACCCUCAAGUCGCUCCACAAUGACAGGAUCAUGGCUUUACAUGAGGCCUAUGUCACACCACGCUACCUGGUGCUCAUCACGGAGAACUGCACAGGCAAAGAAAUCCUCUACAGUCUCGCUGACAGGUUCCGGUAUUCUGAGGAUGAUGUUGUGCAGUAUCUGGUAGGGAUCCUGCAAGGUUUGGAGUAUCUGCACAGCCGACGAAUCCUCCAUCUCGACAUCAAACCAGACAACAUCAUGGUCACCAAUCUGAAUGUCAUUAAGAUCAUAGACUUGGGCAGUGCUCAGAGUUUCAACCCCCUCACACUCAGAAGCUAUAGCAGAGAUCUGGGAACCUUAGAGUACUCUGCUCCUGAGCUGUUGAAAGGUGAUGUGGUGGGUCCCCCCGCAGACAUGUGGGGUGUGGGAGUACUCAUCUACAUCAUGCUGAGUGGAAGACUACCGUUCCAGGAGAAGGACCCAAAGCAGACUGAGACCAAAAUACUGGCAGCCAAGUUUGACGCUUCUAAGCUGUACCCAAAUGUGUCCCAAAGUGCCUCCGCCUUCCUGAAGAAGGUCCUCAAUGGCUAUCCCUGGUCGCGGCCCAGCACUAAGGACUGCUUCUCCCACACCUGGCUGCAGGACUCCUACCUGAUGAAGCUGCGCCGGCAGACCCUCACCUUCACCACGGCACGCCUCAAGGAGUUCCUGGGGGAGCACCAGAGACGCCGCGGCGACGCCGCCACCAAGCACAAGGUCCUCCUGCGGGCAUACCAGAGCGGGCCGCAGACCCCCACCUCCCCGACCACCGCUGGCCCCUCCACCACACCCGCCACCCACUGACCACAGCUCUCAUCUGGGGUUAGAGAGUGGCCCUCUACCCUCCGCCCCUUCCUCCUGGGUCUUACAGAGCACAGCGGGGUCGGAGCUCAAGCAGACUAGGCUGGGCUGAGCUGAGCUGCAGGGACUCCUUCAUGUGAGACCAGUGUCAGCUCCUCCAGCUUAGAGGGAGGGAGAGGAUGGAGACGACUCACUUCUGACUAAGAUAAAACCAAGAUGGAUUUGAGCAAUGAGUAAUGGAUCGCUUGUAUCGGACCAUCUAAUUAGCUAAGUGGUCAUACUUAAAGAGGAGUUGGUGGUUUUAUGGCUUCUUUUUAGUCGUUGUGAAUCUUCGUUUUUUUUUUUUUUUUUUUUUUUUUAGAAGAUGAAGUAGAGGUUUGAUCGGGGCUAGGCAGUUCAUUUAUUUCCCUGGCUGAUUCGCUUUUAAAAAGCAAUCCAGGCAGAAUUUAAUUCAUGUAUUUAAAUAAAGUUACAGUUCAAUAAGGAUGUUGGUUCAUAAGUCAUGUCGAAAAUUUUGACUAUGUAAGCAAUAUGUCACCAGUUAAGAGCAAAGACACUACUUCAAAGACACUUUUGAACAGAUCUUUCAGAUUGAUCAAAUUAUUAAUUGGUGACCCACCUAGUACUCAAUUUGACUCUAUACUGUACUUGACUUUACGCUGCUAAAUGUUGUAAUAUUUUCAGUUGCAGAAACCCUCAGUAUGACAGUGUGACAUGUUUACUUCCCUAAUUCUUUGCACCUUUUGGUGAAUGUGAAACGUACCUUUAAUAUAACUAACGUGUGCUACUGAGCUCAUGGUGGAUGUAGUGAACAGUUAGCUGGAUGUUGCGGCAACACUUGGUGACAUUUGUGAUGGCCGUGUUUAAAUAUUCAUAUAUUUGACCGUUUUUACAUGCUUUGGAGUGUUUUUUGAUAAAGACAUGUUUCUAUGGAUACAAGAUAAAUGGAUACAUGAGAACCAGUGGAAUUCUCUUGUAUACAAUUUUCCUGACUGUUGCUCAACUAACAGAUUUGGUAUUGAUUCCUCAAAAUGUCAUCAAGUACCAAAAUCAGGCACUGACUAGACUAGAGUAACAUUUCUCCAGUAAAGGAAAUGAUAAACUUUUUUGCCAAAACAUGAUUUUGCAAGCACACUUAACAUCAGACAGCAACACAAAGAGAUGGCACUGGGACCCUCAUAGGGGUUACACUACACAUACAGUCAUGGUUGCUGCAAAAUAUAGAAAUCUAGUUUCCGUAUAAAAAAGUAGUGCCAUAUUACAAUUGAGUAAUGUCGGUUGGUAGGAUGCUUUUUGUUGCACAUGUGUUGGUGUCUUUCAUGGAAAAUCAUUAUUUUGUCAAGUGAUUCGCCUACAGUGGUGUAUUCUUAACUAAAGAAAGAUGGUAAUACUACAUAUUAAAUGCACUAAUUAAUAUGAAGAAAAGUGAUGCAUUGAAUAAUGUAAAUUAAGGGAUUCUAGACAUCAAACGCGAUAACAUAAGCCCAAGGCAGUAACUUCAGUACUUUACAGUACUCCGGGUUGUUCAAAAUGGAGGUUCAGUAUUUCUUCUUGAUACGUUACAUUAAGUAAUGCUACAGUGUGAGAAUAAGGAUUGCCUGAAACGUUAUGUUGUUGCUAUGGGGAAGAGUGCACCUGUUAAGUGAGUAUCCAGAUCUUGUGUAAAAAGUGGUCCCAGUGUUUCAAAAGCAGUCAACAUCAGUUCACCUGUAGGUGUGUUCGUGUGCAAAUUACAUUGUGUUAAUGCACAGACCUCAGUUGUGAUUCUGAAGGAACUGGUCAGUCUAUUUUGGUCAACAGAGUGUGUUGUAGAAAUUGUCAUUUUGAAGCGAAUGUGCAACGCUCUACUUUAUGUAUGUUUUUGUGCAUAUCUAUCACAUAAAAGCUUUUCGCUUUGAUUCUCUUUGGCAAAAAAAGCUGUUGUUUUGCAAAGAAAUUUCUUCUAAUGUCUCACACAAUGUAUUAUAAAGACACAAAGAUAAUGUAGAUGAUUUUGAAACCCAUCUGGAUGUAUUUUGUUUUUAAGUUCAGUCAAAUAAAACAUUUGCAUAAAAUUGUAA